AGGGGAAACGCUUGCCAGGCGGAAACCCACCAGGUCCUGGAACACUGCCGCCGAACUGUUUUCUGGAACCGGAUCCACCCGGACCACUCAGCUGGCACCACAACGAGGUUGUUGGGCUAUGUCCGGGAGAAGAUUCGCCGUCUGCGGUAGAUUUCUGGAUCUACAUGUCUCAUGGCAACUUGGACUGAGAUUCGGGAACUUGCUGGCAAGUUAAAAGCAGCUCAAGCGAAACAAGAUGUCCAUUGCUUAUCCGAGCGCAUCUGGGUCGAUGUUAUCAAGCAUCUGGCGGAUAUAAAUCGUCUGAAGCUUGUAUUCACAACUGACGGACAUUCUUUUCUAACCAAACAAGAAUUGGAAAAAGAAAUCAGAGAGGAGGUAGAGGCCCACAAUGGACGGAUUUCUCUGGUCGAACUUGCUUCCAACCUGGAUGUAGACUAUUCUUUGAUCGAAACGAUUGCAUCUGGACUGGUCAUCACUGAUUGCCAAGUAACUGAUGCUGAUCGUUUAUUGAGUAUUCCUGGUGAGCUAUUGAGUACAUCUUACCUCCGCCUCGUGGCACAGGAAAUACAAGACCGCUUGAUUGAGCGUGGGCAGGUGACUAUAGGCGAGUUGGCUUCAAUUUUCAGUCUACCUACGGCACUUCUUACGAAUGUUAUCGAUCUGUAUCAAGACACCCUUUUCCAUGUUUUUAAGUUAGAGGAAAAAUAUAUAACAAAGGAGUGCAUGGCUGAAAACAGGGCCAAAGUCCGUGGCUAUUUCACUGCCAUCACAUAUCCCAUUACCUUGGCUUCUGUUGCGCAGAGAUUGGACAUUUCAAUAAACUUUUUAUCGAGUGUUGUUUCAAGUCUCAUCAACAAUGGACAACUGCGUGGCAAGUUAGUCGCCAAUCGUGGUAUGUACAUUCCAUCUUGUUAUUCGAUGGCAGAAGACAAUUACGUAAACUCUUUCUACACACAAAACGGAUAUGUCGAAUGGGAUCAUCUGAAAAAGUUAGGUAUUUCGGAUCCUGGGGCUUAUUUGCGCUCACUUUUGCCUGAUGCUACACACCUUUCUGGGGUGUCUAUCGCCCCAACGCUACUAAGUCAGUUGGGUGGUUUAUUGGAGGAAACAGCUCAUGGUGGAACUUGGGCUGAUCUUACUCACUGCAUACCGGCAGGAUUAAGCGGUCUGGAAAGAAUGAGAAUUGUUGAACCCCUUAUACGAACCUUACCACUCAAGCAAGUUAUGCAAGCCCAGUACGUGAUCUCGGACGCCUUCAUUAGUGAGUGUGUACCUCAUUUUGAAAACUUCAUUCACCUACAAGCGGAACUUGGAGCUAAGGAUCGCCAAUCGUUCACACAGCCACAACGAUCCUCAAAGAUCGAGCGCGAGUACUCGACUAACCGAAUUCCUCAGGUUGCCGCUAAGGGUGGUUUCGGAAUAGGUGCUCGCGAGCUGAAAACAAAGAAUGUAAAAAAGAAAUAUGCACCAGGGAAGCGUCGCUCAACAUUACCCUCCUCUGAAGUUGCGGGAAUAUUGGAGAAUGGAGGCUCCUUCUCUGAAUUGUCUAUGUCUAAAUACUUGCCCAAGAACAAACUGUUGGAAAUACUGGACAAUGCGCUACCCACGGAUGUACCUAAGGAAAUUAUCGAUGGCGUCGUCAACAUCUUAAUCCCCCAGUUUGAGUCCAAGUUCAAGCAACUUGUAGACUCCAUUUUUAUUCCAAAUUCGUCAACCGCGCGCAGACGAGAGUCUGUUCUACAAACGCAGGAUACGGUAAACACUAUGCUGCUGGCAAUCCAGUUAUUUGAACGAGGAAUCAUGGGCAUCAGUCAGUGUGAUCUACAAACCAAGUUAAUUCGCCAUCUCGUCAGAACUCACGGAGCUUGUGUAGUCGACAGACUGUGUGCAUGCCUUGCUCAAUACCACAGCAUAUGUUGGCCAGAGUCCGAGCACAAAUUGGUAGAACAUGACCAUGAUGAGCCAACUGAAGUGGCUGGUUCUUUGGGUCAACCAGGCGGCUUAACCCCAUUAGCUACCGAACAUCGUGCUCGACUUGUUGAUCUCUUGAAGCAGUCUGGAUCACCUGGUGCGACGGAGGCUGCACUAAGUCUGCGAGAAGUGAUGGAAAAAAUGCGCGCCAUUCAAACCAAUAGCUCCGGUCUACGUGAAUUCUACGAAUCAGUGGACAUUUUCGCCAGCGAACACGUCGGUAUUUCAUUUGGUACGCUACACUGUCGCAGCGACGCCAAGCGAAAAAGAGAGGAACGGCAGAAAGCAAACGAACUGGCCAUUCAAGUGGAACUGCAACUCGUUGAAGCACAUCGGCAAAUGAAGAUCAGUUCGAAUGUUGAGUAUGCAGCCAUGGUAACGGUGGCUGCCUCCUGUCUGUUUGCCCAAGUAUUCACGGGUUGGCCUGUAACCUCUCCGGGAAAGUGUGUGCCCGACCUGGUAAAGUGGCUUUGCGAGUAUUUAGCUACGAAGAAGCAGCACCCAAACUCAAGCACUGAGACAAUACCAAAUUCCCCUUCACCUGCAGUCCAGUUUCUAAUCUCGUCCCCUGCAAUAGAUGACCUACAUUCGCUAACCGCUCGUAUAUCACAGCAUAUGCAUUCCGGUGCCGACUUUACUUCCGAUACAGGAGUAGGAGAUUUUGUUGACCAUAUCUUGGAAGCCGCCCGCAGUUGUAGGAAAUUGAUUUAUGCAUGAAUAUCUGAGCUUCGCCCACAUAUCUUCCCAAUCACUUUGAAUUGUGUGAUUUCAUUCCUUUUUGCAAUGCUCAUCUCUCGACUGCAAAUAUUUUUGCAGCUCUUGGAACAUCUGUGCCUUGCAUGCUCUACACUCGUUCUCUUCGAAUUACUGCGAGAUGGUGUCUGAUUUUCACUUGUUUCACACCCGUUUUGAACUGGUCCUUCAACCAACAGUCACAUUUCUAGCAUUCCCAUAACUGACAACUACCUCGGCUUCUCACUUCCCGCUUGCACCAAGCGGUUUUGUUCUGACAGCGUGCAUUGUUUGAUGUGACUAAUUGUGAAUAAAUUGCUGUGAUACAACCUGUUUCCCAUCUCCUGGUUAACAUCAAUGAAAUUCGGUUCAGCUGCAAUUAUCGCGUUUGAUAAGCAGCGAAUAAAUGCUAAUAAAUUAGCCAUUGACAUCCUGUUGACUGCGGAAUAUGGUAUUUUGUAUCGUGUCUAUAAUGAUGGAAAGAGCUCUGGGCAUGGUUAGAAAAGUAGUUGUAGUGGAAGUGUGUGCUCUUUGCUGCCGUAUCUAUCUUCGUAUCACAAUGGACAGUCGAAAAUUGAACCUCCUGUAGCGAUAUCAUAGCCGGCGUGCGACGCUCGAACGUCAUUUUUGCCAAACAUAACGGCGCUGUCUCACAGUUACGUUUCACGUUUAAAAAAUUUUGAUGUUUGUACUAAGGCCGGCCGUGCUUCGAUCGCGGCACGAUUUUUUUCCCGUACAUGUCGUUCAUUUUGGACACUGGAACCACAUCCGAAGUAGAAAUUUUUCGGUUAGCGCGAUAGUCACUAUGUAUGACCUUAACACUAGAACGCCCG
This is a messenger RNA of Dicrocoelium dendriticum, 3536 nucleotides long. NCBI's taxonomy places the organism in Eukaryota, Metazoa, Platyhelminthes, Trematoda, Plagiorchiida, Dicrocoeliidae. The record is from the annotation of a GenBank genome assembly.